AUGUCCGCGGAACUGGACCUUUCACCUCCAGAGGUACCUGAACCCACUUUGCUUGAGAGCCUCCUGCGCUAUGGACUCUUUCUGGGAGCUAUUUUCCAACUCAUCUGCAUCUUGGCUGUCAUAAUACCCACCUCCAAGGGGCAUGAACAGGUAUGGUAAACAGUCCUAUUGGCAGUUGAAAGAAUGCGGUAUGAUAUUGUAAUAAUGUCAUUAUUUACUAUAGGUUUACUUAUGGCAUUAUGUGAUAAAUCCAUAUAAGCCUGAUACUUCGUAUUUUUUCCCUUCUGUCCUAUUGUAGUCUACUUUUGAACUUGGCUUGAGCAAGCAAACUGUCCGUUACUACUCAGCAACCUACUGUUACUGUUCCAUAUGUGUCUUGAGUGUCACCGGGACUCACAUUCUGUUUUAUCAUUAGGAGGAGAUGGAGCCAAAUGACAUGAAGGCUGGUGACCAGAAUAAGAAGUCGAAAGGACCUGCUCCUCAGAUUCGUCAGAAACUAAAGAAAGAGAGCAAGAAGAAGCGAUAA
Coregonus sp. 'balchen' is the source of this 526-nucleotide messenger RNA. The record is from the annotation of a GenBank genome assembly. Lineage: Eukaryota; Metazoa; Chordata; Actinopteri; Salmoniformes; Salmonidae.